AUGAAAACGGAUGACAUUUGCCAAGGGCCAAGAGUCUCUCUCUCUCUCUCUCCCACACUUGUUCGCACUACUGCAGUCUGCAGUGCACGCCAUGCCUGCUUCAGGAGCAACAGCAUUGCAUGCCUUCCUCUGCUUCUCUCCUCAGAAACCAUCGUCUCCCCCACUGAAUUGCCAGCAAUCGCAGACCACCUUGGCAGCAAAACCCAAAAGCGUCCUCCAAAACCACCCACUCUACACUACAACCCAUGAAAACCUCUCCCUCCAAAUCAAAGAGAAAAUCCUCUGCCUUGAAAUUAUGGGUGUUGACUCGGGUAGAGCCCUCUCCCAAAACCCUUCUCUACACGCAGCCACCCUCGAAUCCAUCCACUCCAUCAUCUCCUUCCUCCAAUCCAAAGGCAUUCGCCAAAAGGACUUGCCUAGAAUCUUUGGCAUGUGCCCCAAAAUUCUCACCUCCGACAUCAAAACUGACCUUAACCCAAUUUUCAACUUUCUCUCACAAUACCUUGGAGUCCCAGAUCAUAGCUUUAGAAGGGUCAUCAACAAAUGCCCAAGAUUACUUGCUUCUAGUGCAAGCAACCAGCUCAAACCAGCUUUUUUUUACCUUCAGAGACUUGGGUUCAAGAACUUGGAGGCCUUGGCUUACAAUGACUCGGUCUUGUUGGUUUCUAGUGUAGAGAUCACGCUGAUUCCCAAGCUGAAGUAUUUGGAAAGUUUGGGGCUUUCCAGGGAUGAGGCUGUGGGGAUGGCUUUAAGGUCCCCAUCCCUGCUGACAUUCAGUAUCGAGAAUAAUUUUAAGCCAAAAUUUGAGUACUUUUCUGGGGUGAUGGAGAGGAAGUUGGAGGAGUUGAAGGAAUUCCCUCAGUAUUUUGCAUUUAGUUUAGAGAAGAGGAUAAAGCCUAGGCACAUCAAAGUCUUGCAGAGUGGCGUGGAAGUCCCUUUGCCACUGAUGCUUAAGAGCACUGAUGAAGAGUUUGCGGGAUUGAUAAGACAGGGGGGUUGAUAGGAAGCGAAGGAUUUUUGGCUUGUUUUUUACAUGCUUAGAAUGUCGAGGAACAAGCUCCAUGGUAUGGUGAGAAGAGAUUGAGUUGCAGAAAUUCUUGUUAGUUUUACAUCGUUUAAUGUACAUUGAAGCCACAGCGCUGUAUACUGUUUUAUCUCCUAUAAUAAAAUUUCCAAUUUCAUUUA
This is a messenger RNA of Alnus glutinosa, 1185 nucleotides long. RefSeq names its product transcription termination factor MTEF1, chloroplastic. The record is from RefSeq and is a predicted model, not a curated record. Gene Ontology annotation, biological process: regulation of DNA-templated transcription. The coding region runs from base 11 to 1000 and encodes 329 amino acids. Gene Ontology annotation, molecular function: double-stranded DNA binding. NCBI's taxonomy places the organism in Eukaryota, Viridiplantae, Streptophyta, Magnoliopsida, Fagales, Betulaceae. The transcript has a single exon.